Messenger RNA from Lutra lutra (Eurasian river otter), 1705 nucleotides. RefSeq names its product enolase superfamily member 1 (gene ENOSF1). Gene Ontology annotation, molecular function: L-fuconate dehydratase activity; magnesium ion binding. The record is from RefSeq and is a predicted model, not a curated record. The transcript has 16 exons. The coding region runs from base 185 to 1507 and encodes 440 amino acids. Lineage: Eukaryota; Metazoa; Chordata; Mammalia; Carnivora; Mustelidae. Gene Ontology annotation, biological process: carbohydrate catabolic process; amino acid catabolic process.
CGCCCGUGCGACAGGGGUAGCCGUGCGGUGGAGCCCGGAGCUCGGCCUGCUCCUCGAGUCCCGUUGAGUCCUAGUGCACGGCGGGCGGCCAAUCAGCGCCCGCCGGGCCGGGCUCUGCCCCUCCCGCCGCGCACAGGGUCCGGAGAGGAGCGGGCGGCGCGAGCAGCUCGAGCUGUGGGGCAACAUGGUGCGUGGCCGCAUCUCCAGGCUCUCGGUACGCGACGUGCGCUUCCCCACGUCGCUGGAGGGCCACGGCUCCGACGCCAUGCACACAGACCCUGACUACUCGGCUGCCUAUGUCAUCUUAGAGACGGAUGCGGAAGACGGGCUCAAGGGGUAUGGGCUUACCUUCACUCUGGGAAAAGGCACAGAAGUUGUGGUCUGUGCUGUGAAUGCCCUCGCCCACCAUGUGCUUAACAAGGACCUCAGGGACAUCGUUGGUGACUUCAGAGGUUUCUACAGGCAGCUCACAAGUGACGGGCAGCUCAGAUGGAUCGGUCCUGAGAAAGGUGUUGUGCAUCUGGCUACCGCAGCCGUUCUCAACGCUGUCUGGGACCUGUGGGCCAAGCAGGAGGGAAAGCCUCUGUGGAAGUUACUUGUUGACAUGGACCCCAGGACGCUGUUAUCCUGCAUUGAUUUCAGGUACAUCACAGACGUCCUGACUGAGGAGGAAGCCUAUGAAAUACUGCAAAAAGGUCAAGUUGGUAAAAAAGAGAGAGAAGGACAGAUGCUGAUGCAAGGCUACCCUGCCUACACCACGUCGUGCGCCUGGCUGGGCUACUCAGACGACAAGCUGAGGCAGCUCUGCACGGAGGCACUGAAGGAUGGCUGGACCAGGUUUAAAGUGAAAGUGGGUGCUGAUCUCCAGGAUGACAUCCGUAGGUGCCGCCUCAUCCGGAAUAUGAUUGGACCCGAGAAGACGCUGAUGAUGGAUGCCAACCAGCGCUGGGAUGUGCCCGAGGCAGUGGAGUGGAUGGCAAAGCUGGCUGAGUUCAAGCCCCUGUGGAUUGAGGAGCCCACCUCCCCUGAUGACAUUCUGGGACACGCCACCAUUGCCAAGGCGCUGGUCCCAUUAGGAAUUGGCGUUGCCACCGGAGAACAGUGCCACAACAGAGUGAUAUUUAAGCAACUCCUUCAGGCGAAAGCCCUGCAGUUUCUCCAGAUUGACAGCUGCAGGCUGGGAAGUGUCAAUGAAAACCUUUCAGUGUUGCUGAUGGCCAAAAAGUUUGAAAUUCCGGUUUGCCCCCAUGCUGGCGGAGUUGGCCUCUGUGAAUUGGUUCAGCAUCUGAUUAUAUUUGACUUCAUAUCCGUUUCUGCAAGCCUCAAGAACAGGAUGUGUGAAUAUGUCGACCACCUGCACGAACAUUUCAGGUAUCCAGUGGUAAUCAAAAAGGCUUCCUACAUGCCUCCUCAGGAUGCUGGUUAUUCAACAGAAAUGAAGGAAGAAUCUGUAAAGAAACACCAGUAUCCAGAUGGUGAAGUCUGGAAGAAACUCCUUGCUGCUUGAGGGAAUUAAAUGUUCAGCCCUAACACCCUUUCCUAAGUGAAAAGUCUUACAUACACUUUUUGGGUGUGGUUUUAUAAAAACAGGAGAAAGAAAUCAUCCUAGAAUUCAAAACAAUUUCAGCCAAAGUCCUAUUAACCCCAGGAAUCAGCUGUCAUUAUUACUUGAUUCUUUUACAAAUAAACACAUUCUCCUAAUUAA